Molecule: messenger RNA, 1685 nt
Organism: Prionailurus viverrinus (fishing cat)
Lineage: Eukaryota; Metazoa; Chordata; Mammalia; Carnivora; Felidae
Gene: SLC16A8
Product: solute carrier family 16 member 8
Exons: 4
Coding region: 1-1503 (500 amino acids)
Biological process (GO): transmembrane transport; monocarboxylic acid transport
Cellular component (GO): membrane
Molecular function (GO): monocarboxylic acid transmembrane transporter activity
Source: RefSeq, a predicted model, not a curated record
AUGGGCGCUGGCGGCCCCCGGCGGGGAGCGGGCCCCCCAGACGGCGGCUGGGGCUGGGCGGUGCUGGGCGCCUGCUUCGUGAUCACCGGUUUCGCCUACGGCUUCCCCAAGGCGGUGAGCGUCUUCUUCCGCGCCCUUAUGCGCGACUUCGGCGCGGGCUACAGCGACACGGCCUGGGUGUCCUCCAUCAUGCUCGCCAUGCUCUACGGCACGGGUCCGGUCUCCAGCAUCCUCGUGACCCGCUUUGGCUGUCGCCCGGUGAUGCUGGUGGGUGGGCUAUUGGCCUCGGCGGGCAUGGUGCUAGCAUCCUUCGCCACGCGCCUCCUGGAGCUAUACCUGACGGCUGGGGUGCUCACAGGCCUGGGCCUGGCCCUCAACUUCCAGCCGUCGCUCAUCAUGCUGGGGCUGUACUUCGAGCGGCGGCGGCCCCUAGCCAACGGGCUGGCGGCGGCGGGCAGCCCCGUGUUCCUGUCGGCGCUGUCGCCGCUCGGCCAACAGCUGCUCGAACACUUCGGCUGGCGCGGCGGAUUCUUGCUGCUCGGCGGCCUCCUGCUGAACUGCUGCGCUUGCGGCGCCGUCAUGCGGCCGCCGCCGGGACCCGGCCCGCGGCCGCGCGGGGACAGCGCGGACGACGCUCCCGGGGAGGCGGAAGCGGACCGCGCCGGGCUGCGCCUGCGCGAGGCGCCCCCUGGCGGCCGGACCCGCCGCCGCCUGUUGGACGUGGCCGUGUGCGCCGACCGCGCCUUCGGGGUGUACGCCGUCACCAAGUUCCUGAUGGCCCUCGGCCUCUUCGUGCCCGCCAUCCUGUUGGUGAACUACGCCAAGGACGCGGGCGUGCCGGACGCCGACGCCGCCUUCCUGCUGUCCAUCGUGGGCUUCGUAGACAUCGUGGCGCGGCCAGCGUGCGGCGCCCUGGCGGGCCUGGCGCGCUUACGACCUCACGUCGCCUACCUCUUCAGCCUGGCCCUGAUGGCCAAUGGCCUCACGGACCUGAGCAGCGCGCGCGCGCGCUCCUACGGCGCCCUUGUCGCCUUCUGCGUCGCCUUCGGCCUCUCGUACGGCAUGGUGGGAGCGCUGCAGUUCGAGGUGCUCAUGGCAGCCGUGGGGUCGCACCGCUUUCCCAGUGCUCUGGGCCUGGUGCUGCUCGUCGAGGCCGUGGCUGUGCUCAUUGGACCCCCCUCUGCCGGCCGCCUGGUGGACGCCCUGAAGAACUACGAGAUCAUCUUCUACCUGGCCGGCUCUGAGGUGGCCCUGGCGGGGAUCUUCAUGGCUGUGGCCACCAAGUGUUGCCUGCGCCGCUCUAAGGACACCCCGCCCAGCCAAGGCGCCCAGGGCGGGGCCAGCGACACUGAGGACGCUGAGGCCCAAGAGGACGCUGAGGCCCUGCCCGCCGGCGCUGAGGAGCCCGGCAGCCUCCAGGCCCUGGAGGCGCCAAGCCCCGGGGCUGGGCCGGGGGAACCAAAGGAGGCGGCAGAGCCGGGCGUGGACCCCGAGUCUGUAUAGCUCGGGGGGCACUAGGCGAGGUGGCUGGUGACUUUGGGAACGGGCCGACCCUCUCAGAGCCCUGGCUGUCCCGAGGGGGCCUGGAGCACUGCAGGCUGCUCUGCAGAGGUUGCCCCUGGGGUCCUGGGUGGGCCGCCUCCCUCGUCUGCCCAGCAGGCCGCGGCCAGGCCCUGCCCUCGCUC